Mercenaria mercenaria is the source of this 4875-nucleotide messenger RNA. Its product is annotated as actin nucleation-promoting factor WASL-like. Gene Ontology annotation, biological process: regulation of Rho protein signal transduction; actin filament organization. The record is from RefSeq and is a predicted model, not a curated record. The transcript has 10 exons. Gene Ontology annotation, molecular function: actin binding; small GTPase binding. Lineage: Eukaryota; Metazoa; Mollusca; Bivalvia; Venerida; Veneridae. The coding region runs from base 108 to 1682 and encodes 524 amino acids.
CACUUGGUUUGUUGUUCGCCGGAUGCUGUAGAAACUAACCACACGGAAGUGAAAUUAUCUUUCACAAUUUUACUUAUUACGCUUUAAUUUUACUCCUGUUUUCGAAUAUGUCAAAUCAGAAUCGUGCCAAACCCAACCAGAAGUCUCACUUAGUGUCUGAUCACGAGAAUGAGGCGAUAUUCAAUGUUCUUGGACGAGGAUGUCAGUCGCUGUCGACUGCAGUUGUACAGUUGUACCUGGCAGAAGCAGCCAACAGACAGAGAUGGAACAAACGUUGUUGUGGCAUCGUCUGCUUUGUAAAGGACAAUCCGAAAAGAUCUUACUUCAUACGCCUGUAUGAUCCAAAGAGCAAACAGAUGCUAUGGGAACAAGAGAUUUAUACCCAAUUCAAAUACAAGGCACCAAGAGAAUACUUCCAUACAUUUGAAGCACAUGACUGUCAGGCUGGUUUGAACUUUGCCAGUGAAGAUGAGGCAGCUAAGUUCAAGAAAGUUUUGGAAGAAAAAUUGAUGGAAAGGCACAAGAAACGGCUUGAGAGGAAGAAGCAACAAGGUGGAGGUUCACAAGCUACCUCGCCCCCUGUUCCUGCUCAUUCUGGUACCAUUCAUGUAGGUUCGGGACCACCCCCUGCCAGCAGCAACGUUACACUGAACAAGCCGGCUGUAAACACUGCGAAAGAAGCACCGAAGAAGAAAGAUAAAGGAAAAGAUAAAGGGAAGAAGAAACUGACGAAGGAAGACAUCAGUACACCAACAGACUUCCGACAUGUCAGCCACGUAGGCUGGGAUCCUGAUACUGGAUUAGAUAUGAAGAAGUUGGAUCCGGAAAUGAAGACAUUGUUUGAGCAGAUUGGUAUUGAUGACCAGUCGCAGGUGGACGAGGAAACCAUGGACUUUAUCUACGACUUUGUCGACAAGCAUGGUGGUCUUAAUGCUGUAAGGGAGGAUCUUGCAAGGCGACAGCCUCCUGCGGCACCUUCCCAGGAUGCAGCUCCCCCACCACCACCUCCAGCAGCAAGAGCUCCACCUCCUGGACAAAGGGCACCACCACCACCUGCCAGAAAUGCAGCGCCACCACCACCUCCUCCUGUACAUCGUGGAGCAGCCCCACCACCUCCACCCCCAGGACGACACGGAAUGGCAGCCCCACCCCCUCCACCCCCAGGCAGGCAAGGCAUGGGAGCACCACCUCCUCCCCCAGUAGUUAGACAUCCAGCUGCUGCCCCACCACCACCACCUCCAAAUAGAGGAGGAGUCCCACCCCCUCCCCCACCAGCAAACAUCCCUGCUCCACCACCCCCACCCAUGGCUGCUCCUGCCCCGCCACCACCACCUCCUAUGUCUUCAGGUGGUGGUGGGCCACCUCCUCCCCCUUCAAAUUCUGGUAGAGGAGGGCUUCUAGAUGCAAUCCACAAAGGAACAACACUGAAACAUGUAGAUGCUGGUCAGGGUGUUGCUUCAACAGAUGCAAGGGGUGGACUUUUGAGUCAGAUCAGAGGUGGAACUACUCUUAAACGUGUGGAUGCUGCUAGUAACCCAGCCCCUGCUGCUGAAUCCUCAGGUGGUAUUGUUGGAGCCCUGGCGGCUGCUCUAGCCCAGAGGAAAAAUGUCAUCCAAGGAUCAGAAGAUGAGGAUGACAGCAGUGAUGACAUUGAUGAUGAUGAUGAAGAAUGGGAUGAUUAGUGAUGAGUGGGAUUGUCAAUGAUGAAUGCAAUAUGUAGACAGCAUUGCCUUCAUCUAAUAUGAAAGUGUGCACUUGUUAGAUUAUGAAAUUUUCGUUAUUGAUUUAUAGACAUUUAUAUUUCUGCAGUGUGUUAAAAUUGAGAGGUUGAUAUUUAUAUGUCUAAAUUUUUAUGUAGGGAUGAAGCAUGUUUGUGUAAUCACAUCUACGGGAUUGAUUAGUGCCAAGCCAGUUAUAGAGAGUGCACCUGUUUAGCCCCCUGAGAUUCUGCAGAUAUUGUAACAGAGAACAAACGUGCAUGAAUGUUAUUCUAGCAUCAUGUAUGAAACCACCAAAAUGAAUAUUAAUCUCAAAGCUUGCAUUUCCUUUAAGACUUGUUUUGAUUAUGCACUACAGGGCCAAUAUAUAAUAUUUUGCCAUGGAAUGUGCAUAUUUAAAACAUGUUAACAGCACCUAAUCUCCUUGUUCAUACUGUUCAAACGCUUCUUGAAAAAGACUAUGCUAGAAUGAUUAUAACUACUUCAGUGGAAGUUUGUGGAAAUACAUGUAUACCGUUUUACUGUUGUUCAAAAAACUAUUAGAAUUCAGUGUUAAUUAAUUUUAUGUAGACAUAAGCUCAUCAUAUCUGUGCACCCAGUUUUCAGUUUAUAUCCAGUCUGUUUUUGAUUAUUAAGUAAUGUUGUUGCAUCAUUCUUAAUGUUCUGUUUACAAAGACUUGCAAAAAAUUUUUAAAAGUUGGAAUAAACCUACACUGAAUUUGUUACUUAAAACUCAUUGGAUAUUGUUGAACUACAUUCUGAGGAUAUACUUUGUACUCUAAAAUUUAUUCUCUAAUUUGCUUUAUUAUAUUUUACAGAAUGAAUUUUUGCAUGAAGCAUGAAAAUGAGCUUUAGCUGUUCAUGUUUAUUGCUAAUAUUAUUUAAGGAGGUAGGUAACCUUAUUAUUUGAAUGUGCGCAUGCCCAACAGAAGCUAACGUGAUGAUUUACGAUGACGUUUAUCACAAAACUAAAUGUGUUUGUAUAUCCAUUCUUCUGAAAAAAUAUCAUGAACCUGUCUCCGAUCUGAUGCUUAAUAGUUUAAUAAGGCAGAAAUAAUGAAUAAAUUGCCCCAGAAACGGUUCAGAACUGUCUUGUCUUAAAAUGACGUCAUGACAUUACGUGUCCGUUACCGCGCAAAAAUUUAUAGCUUUUAUUUUGAAAGUACGUAAUUCUGUGCAUUUUCUUUAUUUGAAAUAUUUUUAAACGGCCAUUAUUUGCUGAAAUAUUUUUACGAGUCUUUCGCUCUGAAUAAUGAUCAAUAUUUUGCUUCUUUUAUGUAGUUAUAUUGAAAUGUUAUGUGGAAUGUAAGAAAAUGGAUGAUGGUAACUAAUGUUAUUGGGAAUGUUGUUGGGUGAAAGGUUACUUAUUACGGCCGUAUUCAAAUAAAAAUUGGGCAGUUUGAUUUGUAAUACAUAUUUUUCAGUUUCCGUUGAUAAUUUGUUACUAAUAUAAUAAAUUUUUGCAUUUCAACAAUAUCAAUGAGAAUAAUAGCAGCGUGCAGAAUGAUUUUUUUUUAUAAAAAAUGUCAGACGAGGGGUACUGCUGUAAGUAUUUUAAGCUGUGAAAUUUGUUUAAAUAUGUGCAGAUAACACAAAAAUAUUACUUACGUUAGAAAUAAGAUGUUUUAAAGCUACAUUAGCAAGAAAGAUAAUUUUAUUUAAUAUUUUUUAUAAGAAAUUACGAUAAAAAGAAAGAUAUAAGCUAUUUUAAACAUCUCUGUUGCCAUGGUUACUUUAAACUUUAAGAAAAAUAGGGUACCAUGAAAAGUGCUUGGUAUUUUGUUAAUAAUAAUACCCAAAUAGUCCAUGUUGGUCAUUAACAGAAUGGCACUGAAGCCGUUGAAAAACCCAUUUUCAUACAUAAUUGUUUAAAAAUGAGAGAAAAUGCGUUACCAUGGAAACACGAGCCCUGCGACAUAUACAUUUUAAGUUUAUAUUAGAAAGCCAACGCGCAUACUAGUAAAAUUAUCAAUUAUGCAGACUUCUACGGAUAACAAUGAAACCAAAAUACACUAAAAGUGUUAAAUAUCCGUAUUUUCCAUCUUCAAUAUAAAAUACCUUUGGAGGGUCAUGUACUUCAAACCUUGAUAAAAAUUGUACUUGAAGGGACAGAGAUAAACGAAAUUGAGAUUGUAGCAGUUAAAACAUUAAAUUACAUGAAAUACAAAAAAUUGCUGCAGUUCAACUAAUUUGAAUUUAUCCUGGUAACAAGGUAACCUACCUCCUUAAAUUGAUUUUAACAGUGAUUGAAAUUUGUCCAAAAGAAUGUUUAUUACCCGUGUUUGUUACCAGUAAUUUGUUUAGAUUCCAGCCAUUCUUCGGGAAUGUACACUUCAAUUGAAACCAGAAUGUAUGAAAGGUGUGCAUAUUUUUUUAUCUUUGGCUAUGUUCUUCUCUUUGAAUCAUGAGUUGAAGUAAUUAUUUUUAUUUUUAUUUUGGUUUAAUGAUUCUACACAAGUAUUGCUCCAUUAGCUCAGUAUUCAGAAAGGAAGACUAUGAAUGAAGAGCUUGCAAGUUUGACCAAUUAGCAAGCUGUGCCUAGACAAUUAGGAAGACACAGUGUCCUCUCUCUCUCUCCGAUUCUUGUGUGGAUGUUGUCAAUUAUUUCAAUACAUGUACAAAAACCAAAAAUGCUAGGUUAACUGACAACUGUUGCAUAAAAGAAAUACUGCCCAAACAUGGUAUUAAGCCCAGUUACCAUACCUUUAGUAUAAAUCUUGUGUGUUAUAUACCCUGCUGAAAUGCAUCUGAUUGGUCAAAUUUCUUGUAUUAUAUUACAUUAGUUUUGCUUUGAAAAUUGCUAAUAAAGUAACAUGUCGGUGUAAUGGUAAAUUUUGCAAUGAAAAUUGCUUAAAAAAAACUUUCGAGUCGGCGUAUUGGUCAGCAAAACUACAUAUUGACUUCAGUUGUAUCAAUUAUGGAAUGAGGUAAAGUUUUCAAAGCAUUUUCAAAUUUCCAUCUUUCAUGGUUGGCCUGUUCCUUCCAAAAAUACAUAAAAAUACAUGGCAAAGCUUAAAAUAAACAACAACCAUGCAAUACAUUCCAUGUAAUAUUUAUUUAUGAUUGACAAGCAAAAGUGUAAAGUUUGUUCAAGAAAUUUACUGUGUGAUAUGUUAACAGUGAUAACAACAUAAUGAAAUAAACAUGUAUAUUCUUA